AUGUCGCCUCCGCCGUCGACACCGGUAAAGGUGCCGUCCUCGGCGGCAACUUACACGCCGGCUACGCUAGACACCGACCUCAGAUCGCAGAUCAAUUCUCUUCUGAUCAAAGACGGACACAUUGAAAAGAUACAAGAGACCCUCCUCCACUCCCUCAACUCGCACCCCUCGAAUUGGCCCACGAACGUCCAGCAACAUGCACUUCAACUGCUACGGAGCGGCGAGGUCUCGACCUUCCCCGCCCUGAUACGCCGCGUCCUCGAAGACGUCCGCCACGACAUGCAGGCCAAGGCCGGCGACGACGCGACCAAGAACGGGACCGAAGUCAAUGGGGCGACCACCAACGGCAAGUCCAAGGCCGUAAACGGGACAAGCAGCGAGAACAGCCUGGCAAUACCUAGUGUCAUCGUAGAUGAUGUGCUCAAGGUCGCCCGAGAGAGCCUCGGGGCCGUGUGUGAGAUCGACGAGGCGGGGUCGUGA
Neoarthrinium moseri is the source of this 480-nucleotide messenger RNA. RefSeq lists its product as uncharacterized. The coding region runs from base 1 to 480 and encodes 159 amino acids. Lineage: Eukaryota; Fungi; Ascomycota; Sordariomycetes; Amphisphaeriales; Apiosporaceae. The record is from RefSeq and is a predicted model, not a curated record. The transcript is spliced from 2 exons.